Molecule: messenger RNA, 3245 nt
Organism: Doryrhamphus excisus (bluestripe pipefish)
Lineage: Eukaryota; Metazoa; Chordata; Actinopteri; Syngnathiformes; Syngnathidae
Product: serine/threonine-protein kinase pdik1l-B
Biological process (GO): protein phosphorylation; negative regulation of G2/MI transition of meiotic cell cycle
Cellular component (GO): cytoplasm; nucleus
Molecular function (GO): protein kinase activity; ATP binding
Source: RefSeq, a predicted model, not a curated record
GAACUGUAAUAUUUGACGCCCUGUUAUAACAUAUAUAUAUUUCUAAUUACAUUUAAAGCUUAGCUGCAACAAAACUGAAAACACGCUUUCCCAAUAUUGUGGGUUUAGUAGAUAUUUGAUUAGUGACAAGGACAAUAGCAGCGAACGUUACUUCCUGUAACUGUCACAGAAACCUCCUAUAUUCUGAUUCUGAUUGGCUUAAACAAUUCGAAUCAAAGCCAGCCUUCCGCUCUAAAAACGACCAAUCACAACACAAGUUCAAGUUUUUGCAGCCAAUCACAAUUCAUGGUCUCCUAGAGCGGGAGGGUCCGAAUACGGAAGUAUGGCGUCUUCAUUUUGUUUAGCUACUUAAGCGCCAAAACUGCUAUAAUGCGUGGUGGGUUUUGAUUAAAAAAUACUUUUUGGUGGUUAAUUAAGCACCGAAAAGGCCCAGCUUCUGUGAGAGAUGGAGGAGCUCUACACUUUGGAAAAGGAGGUAGGACGUGGUAAUUACGGUGUGGUCUUUGAGGGCCGUAUAGCCAAAACAGGAGAGCGGGUGGCUAUCAAGCGUCUGCCCUGCAAGAACGCAGAAUGCAUUGAACUCUACUUGCAAGAGUUGUGGGCCAUGAAAGCCACAGCCAAAAAACAUGCCAAUAUCAUUGCAUUGCACAAUUACCUCCUGCAGACCGGGAAGUGGAGUUUAAAGCCGUUAAAAGGAGGCAAGUUGCCACUACAUCUCGUCGAAAGUGUGCUGAAGGGAAGGGUUGUUGGGACAAUGUCGCAACGACAGGAAAGAGAUUCCCGGUCUGACUCUCAACGGAGGACUAACUCUGCAUCCAGACUUCAAGAUAGAACCAACACUCUCCCAUCAACCCCCAAAAGGCCUCCAAACAGAACCAGGAAGAGGUGGUCCCAGGCAGAAGACGAGCAGCCUUUAAAAUGCUCGGCCCUGUGGCUCGUGAUGGAAUACUGUGACGGAGGAGACUUGAAUCACUUCCUGCUCUCCAGACCGCCUGACGCCCAGCGUAACCAUGAUGUGGUGCGGCAGCUCAGCAGUGCCAUGGCCUUCCUGCAUCACCUUGGUAUCAUGCAUCGAGACCUAAAGCCUGACAACGUGCUUGUCAGGAUUCAACCCAAUGGUCCUGUUUAUAAGGUGGCAGACUUUGGCUUGAGCAAGAUGAGCUCAGACGGCCAGAUGGAUGGUAAUCUGACCAGGAAGCAUUUCUCUUCCACCUGUGGCUCAGACUUCUACAUGGCUCCUGAGGUUUGGGGGGGACUGACUUACACGGCCCAGGCAGACAUCUUUUCGCUGGGUGUGAUGUUCUGGGCCGUCCUGGAGAGGAUCACCUUCCUGGAGGAAGGAACCACACGGGAACAACUCGGUGCGUACGUAAGUAAGAGUCGCUGGUUGAUGCCACUGGGCGAAGCUUUGUGGGAGAACGCCGACCUCCGGCUGCGCAUCCCCAUGAAGUCGAAAAGAGCAACCCGGCUGCCACCCCCUCCCGGCCUGGCAAUGUGCAGCCUACUUUCCGACAUGCUCUCCUCGGACCCAGAUUCGCGGCCUCCAGCGGACCAGCUGGAGUCUAGGGUGUGCGCUGCUUUGAAAGAGGACUCCUGCUGACACAAAGAGCUACUAAUGGCCACAUCCGAAGCAUCACCCGCGGAGCCAUUGACUGCGGCGUCUCCUCCAUGUGUAAAUAACAGCCGAGAUAAACCCCGUCCAUUCAAGGUGAACUAUUUUAUUUAACUAUUAUAUCAUUUGGAGCUGAUCAUUACUGACUAGCACUUAAAGUAGUUCCAAUGGGAGUUGAGUCUCAAUAUAACCACAUCAUGACAUUCUGCAUCACGCAUAGGAUAUGUAUUCAUCAUCCACAACAUUAAAUACAUCUACACAAUAUAACGUGAGGGAUGUAUCAGAAAUUCAGGGCUAAUGCUCACUUUUGAGAGUUUCUACUGAUAUUAAAGUUACUACUAUAACAGAAUGUGUCCAUACAGCACCAAAAUGAGAACAACUUAACAUGUUUGCUCCACUUUGGAGCUUCAGUCUACUUUUCUGACCCGUAAAUGUAGUUAGAAUGUCGUAUUCUCGUUUUAAACAAUGCCAAAGUUUCAGACAAUGAGGUUGCCGCAUUUGGAAGUCAGCCCUCAAAAGAAGUUUGGGAUGUCUCAAAACAAUCGGUUUCAAAAGGCGUGGUAAAAACUGCCCCUUUGUGACAUCACAGAGGAGCGGCUUCCUUAUAUGGGUGUGGCUGUAAGCCAAAUAAGCUCUCUGCAGCCGGAUUAGCCAACAAUUUUGCUAAAGCCCGAUGCUUUCAGAAGGUAAUAAUUCAGUAAGUAAUUUAUCAGUGUUUAUUUUGUGUAAAUCAUGUAGCAAAAGCGCUUGUAUACAGGGAGCAGGGUUGCUAAUAGCCGUUUCUGGAAGUCCUUUUUAAGCACCAACCGCAGUAGAGUAGGUGUGCCUGGAGGCAGGCCUUGGGUGGAAUACAUUAAAACAUACCAUUAUCUCGGGAACCACUGAAUGCAAAGAAAUAUAGCUGAAUAGGUGCAGAUUCUGGAAGAACUAGAAAGCUUUGUGUGCUGGUUAUCGUGUGUGUGUGGUCAACUCAAUACAAAGGGCCGAAAAAUGAGGUCCCCUUUAAAACCUGGAGCUCUCCUACCUAACCGCCAGUCUAGCUAACCGCUACAUUUCUAUUCAUCGCUUAGAUUUCAUCAGCAUUUUAUGGAUAUUGAUCAUGUGUUUAGUGUACCUGUUGUGUGUGUGGGUGUGUAUGUAUACACUUCCUUUCUCUCCCCCAUGAUUGGGCCUUAGUUGAAUUGUGUAAAUAUGUAUAAAAAUCUGGUUUCACUACUCGUCUUAUGAUGAAAAAUCACUAUUUAAAAAAUGAUAUACAGUAUAUAAAGUUUACAUUUAAGUGAGUCAUACAAGUACACAAUGUGCUCUAUUGGGACCUCGUGUAGUAUGUGAUGCAAGCGCCAUGCUUAGCCGCUGGCCGUUCAUUUAAAAGGAGCAUGUUGGAGCUAAAAGUCGUUUCACACAGUAAACGACUUUAAUGAAACCCGGGGGAUUACUGCUGUGCUUUUUAUGUAAAUAGAUUUCUUCCUGUUUUGAACCCCAAAAUUAAAUUGUUUAAGAAUGGCAUGUUGCAUUCACUGCAGCCCACAUAUAUUCACUAUUUUGAUUGUUUGUAUAUAAGACUUUUAUAUAUGACUUUUUUUUAUAUUUUUGCCUCAGAUAUAAACCAUAUUUUAUGCAGGUCUUUCAUAGU